This is a messenger RNA of Lathyrus oleraceus (garden pea), 405 nucleotides long. RefSeq lists its product as uncharacterized. Bases 1 to 405 code for a protein of 134 amino acids. NCBI's taxonomy places the organism in Eukaryota, Viridiplantae, Streptophyta, Magnoliopsida, Fabales, Fabaceae. The record is from RefSeq and is a predicted model, not a curated record. The transcript is spliced from 2 exons.
AUGGGUAAAAUGAAUUAUUUUCUUGGCUUACAAAUCAAGAAACUAGACGAUGGUAUCUUCAUAAAUCAAUCCAAGUAUUGCAAAGAACUCUUGAAAAGAUUCGACAUGGAUAGUUGCAAGCAGAUGUCUACCCCUAUGGGAUCCGGAACUUAUGUUGAUCAAGACGAAUCCGGUACUUCAAUUGAUAUCGCCAAAUAUCGAGCUAAUCUAAAGGAAUCACAUCUCACCGCUGUCAAACGAAUCAUGAAGUAUCUCAAGGGAACGACAAAUGUUGGCCUAUGGUAUCCUAAAGGUAGCAUGUGCAAUUUAAUUGGUUACUCUGACGCGGAUUAUGCAGGAUGUAAAACAGAUAGGAAAAGCACAAGUGGAACAUGUCACAUUCUCGGAAAUGCACUAGUUUCAUAG